AUGCAGCUGCUGCUGCUGCUGCUGUGCCGCCGCAGCGCCGAUGAGGAGAAGGCUCUUCUUGCUGCUGCUGCUGCACUCGAUUGCUGCUGCUGCUGCAUUGCUGCUGCACCGCAGGGACGAGAGAGGCUGCGAAGGGAACUGUCUGCUGCAGCUGCUGCUGGAGUUGCUGCUGCUCAUCCAGCAGCAGCAACAGCAGCUGCUGCUGCUGCUGCAGCACGAGCUCAACAGCCUGAGUUCGUUGUUUCUGUGCACGCACUGCAGCACAUGUUGACCCGAUUGCUGCAGGAGCAGCAGCAGCAGCAACUGCAGCAGCAGCAGCAGCAGCAGGAGGCAGCAUCAGCAGCAGCGGCCAACCCAUUAGCAGCGAAAGCAGCAACAGCAUCGAAUACAACAGCAGCAGCAGCAGCAGCAGCAGCAGCAGCAGCAGCAGCAGGUUUAAGCCCCCAUCACAUCCGGCUAGCUUGUUUGCUGCUGUCGCUGCUCAGCCUCCCCCGCGUUGUCUUGGGUGCUGCUGAGGCGCAGCAGCAGCAGCAGCAGCAGCAACGAGGGAAGGGACGAGAAAGGCUGCGAAGAGAACUGUCUGCUGCAGCUGCUGCUGGAGUUGCUGCUGCUCAUCCAGCAGCAGCAGCAGCAGCUGCUGCUGCUGCUGCUGCAGCGCGAGCUCAACAGCCUGAGUUCGUUGUUUCUGUGCACGCGCUGCAGCACAUGUUGACCCGAUUGCUGCAGGAGCAGCAGCAGCAGCAGCAACUACAGCAGCAGCAGCAGCAGCAGGAGGCGGCAUCAGCAGCAGCGGCCAACCCAUUAGCAGCGAAAGCAGCAACAGCAUCGAAUACAACAGCAGCAACAGCAGCAGCAGCAGCAGCAGCAGCAGCAGGUUUAAGCCCCCAUCAUAUCCGGCUAGCUUGUUUGCUGCUGUCGCUGCUCAGCCUCCCCCGCGUUGUCUUGGGUGCUGCUGAGGCGGAGAAGUUGCUGCUGCUGGAGCAGCUGCUCGAAGCAGCAGCAGCAGCAGAAGCAGCGGAAGCAGCAGCAGCAACUGCUGCUGUUGCUGAUGUAGAGACUGCUGCAACCACACCAGAAGCAGCAGCAGCAGCAGCAGCAGCAGCAGUUUCACCGCCCCCAACACCCUCGAGCGCUCACUCUACAGCUUUGGUCUGCUGCAGCGUUCUGCUGCAGCAUGUUGAAGCAGCAGCAGCAGCAGCAGCAGCAGCAGCAGCAGGGGGUAUAUGCAGCGGCUCCUUGGGAAAGGUGUUGCUGCCCGCAGCAGCAACAGAACAUCGAGCCUCAGCAGCAGCAGCAGCAGCAGCAGCAGCAGCAGCAGCAGCAAGCGGCAGCUGUUCACCGAUCCCAACCCCUUCAGAUGCUGUUGCUGCAGCAAGAGCUGCAGCAACAGCAGAGAGAGCAGAAGGAGCAGCAAAUGAGUUGCUGCUGCUGUUUCGGCGCCAGCAGCAAAACCAGCAGCAGCACCAACAGCAGCAGCAGCAGCAACAGCAGCAGCAGCAGCAGCAGCAGCAGCAGCAGCAUGAUAUCCCCCCUGGCUGCAUGCUCGUGCUGCGGUGUCUGUACGUCCGCCUGCUGCUGGGCUCCAUCGGCUGCAGCGACGUUGUGGCGGUGCUGCAGCAGUUCCUUCACAAGCAGCAGCACCAUCCAGCAGCAGCAGCAGCAGCAGCAGCAGCAGCAGCAGGAGUGCCUCCGCUGCCGCUGCAGCUGCAAGGCAUUGACAGCGCAGACACCGCGUUGGGUGUAUGGGCAGCUCUGGGUAUCCCCACGCCUCCUGCUGCUGCAGAGGGGGCCCUCAGCUGGCUCCUUUCUUUUGCUGCAAGCAGCAGCAGCAGCAGCAGCAGCAGCAGCAGCAGCAAGUGCAGCAGCAGCAGCAAAGAAGUGUUGAUGGGAGCAGCACAUGCAGCAUUCGCUGCGCUGCAUGCACGUCGCCACAGCUUGCUGCCGUGGCUGGAGGUGCCCAGUGGUGUUGCUGCAGCAGAAGCAGCAGUAUUCGGUGCAGCAGCAGCAGCAGCAGCAGCAGCAGCAGCAGAUAUUUUCGGGGAGCUUUCUCUUGAUAGCACAGAGAGCUCCUUAUCUGCUUCCCGCUGCUGCCGUCUGCUGCAGCAGCUGCUGCCUGUUGCUGCAGCAGAUGCCCACAUUGUUGCUGCUGCUACUGGGUUACUGGGGCCCCCAUCUGCUGCUGCUGCUGCUGAGCUGCUGCUGCAGCAACUGCAGCGCCGCGCCAACGCGUUCCGAACGGAGCUGCUGCAGCUGACACGCGGGGGGCAUGCGGCUCUCGCUGCAGCAGCAGAAGCAGCAGCAGCAGCAGCAACGCCAGCAGCAGCAGCAGCAGCAGCAGCACCGCAUGCUGAGGGAGCCCUCGUACAUUCUGCCGCCCUUCGUCCUCUUUGCUGCUUUACUUGCUGCUAA
This is a messenger RNA of Eimeria mitis, 2409 nucleotides long. RefSeq lists its product as uncharacterized. The record is from RefSeq and is a predicted model, not a curated record. The transcript is spliced from 4 exons. Gene Ontology annotation, cellular component: nucleus. NCBI's taxonomy places the organism in Eukaryota, Apicomplexa, Conoidasida, Eucoccidiorida, Eimeriidae. Bases 1 to 2409 code for a protein of 802 amino acids.